Molecule: messenger RNA, 932 nt
Organism: Ochlerotatus camptorhynchus
Lineage: Eukaryota; Metazoa; Arthropoda; Insecta; Diptera; Culicidae
Product: fibroleukin-like
Exons: 2
Coding region: 41-790 (249 amino acids)
Source: RefSeq, a predicted model, not a curated record
UUGCCUAUCCACAAACUGCGUCAUCCACAACGAACCGGAAAUGAGAGUACUCCUAAAGUCACUAAUCCUAACGGUUACGAUCACCAUCCAGCGAUCGUUGACUGUCGAUUCCGUUGAAUCCAACUACCAUCGAAUUCAAUACUACCAGUCCUGCAACGAUGCUCCGAACACCUCCGGAAUCUACAUGAUCACGCCUUGGAGCAAUUCGACACCCUUCCAGGCGUACUGUGAGCAGCAACUCUUCGGUGGACACUGGCUGCAGUUCCAGAAUAGGAUGGAUGGUUCAACGAAUUUCAACCGCAGCUGGAAUGACUACAAAUUUGGGUUCGGGAGCAUGCAACGGGAGUUUUGGUUGGGAUUAGACAAGUUACACCAGAUAACCCAUGACAAACCAUGCGAGCUCUUGGUGGUGAUGGCAAACUUCAGUGAGUAUCCCGUGUGGUAUCACUACACCACGUUCGGGGUGGCAAACGAGCCGAGCAACUAUGAGCUCAAAUUGCUGGGAUUUAUGGAAGGCACUGCAGGUGAAUCUUUCUACGCUUAUCGGAAGGAAAAUUUCAGCACCUAUGAUAGGGAUAAUGAUCGAUCGGGUGAGAACUGCGCAGCCGUAAUGGGAAGUGGAUAUUGGCACAUGGACUGCGGAACGGGAUCCAGGAGAAACAAUUUGAACGGAAUCUACGGUGACCGUGUGCUGGAAAAUGGAGCGGGCGUGUGGUGGGGAGGAUUUGGUGGGCCACAGAAUCCACUGAAAUGGUCGAAGAUGUUUGUGAAGGUUCGGCCGAGGAAGUAGUUCAGAACAAAACGAUGCUUUUCGAUGCCUUGAAUGAGAGCUUUGGAAUAUUUUAGUUUUUUUAUUUUAAUUCAAAUUGCUUAUACUAUUAUAUUCGCUGUUGUUGUUUUCAUUAAAGAGGCUUUCAACCGUAGUAUGAUUC